UAUAUAGCAUGAUACGAUCGUUGAUAUUUUAUGAACAUUGUAUCGAUCGUUAUUACCGCGUUAUGCGUUUCAUUCCUUACGCGCGAUACUAAUUUUUUCAUCAAAUUUAACCAAUACGUUACUACCGGUUAUCUCGAUAGCGCAAAAGUUAAUCGUGGGUGCCAAAGCAGAUUAUUCGAUUGCGAGGUGUAGAGUGGAUAUUACAGCAGCGUGUAGUCGAUAAGCGAAAUACGGUUAUUGCCGUUUGUAACAGCUCGGGAAAUGUAUCUUGCAUGUUACAAAUAAAAAUGACCGAUAUUACGGGUUACGUUCGCCGACUUAUUCGAAAUUAGCAAAAUUAGUCAGAGCAUUGCGCGCAAUUAAAUCCGAUCUUGGAGCAAAUUACGUUGAUACGUAUCUCUUCGGAUUUUAUUAUUUUAUUUUUACGGUAUAUUUUAUUCGCGCAUUUUUAUACAUGGCUCGGAGGCGCUUAAACUGUCCGGUCAUUUUAUUAGCGAGAUAAAUCUAACGGUUAACGCAAAUUGUUUGGCAUGAUUAGAAUGUUUUCUGCCGCCGCCUCCACCGCCUCCGCCGCCUCCGCCUCCAGUUACAACGUCGGAAAGCAACAACUUGGCAAUUACGAUGGAGCAACAACAACCUGUGACAACAGAAUCGACGGCGACCGGUUUAUCGACUAACGAAACAGCGGGAAAUCUAACAACGAUUCAAGCAGCAACCACAUCGUUUCCAAGCCUCCCUGUGCCAACAGCGUAUAUCAUGCAUCCGGCGAUGCAACCACAAACACCUGGACAGCCAACUACACCUUGGUGGGUACCAACGGAUUCCGAUACGUCGGACCUUUAUGCACAGUGGUAUGACACGACCUACAAAGCGGCAGCUGCGGCAGUCGUGUCGCCGGCGAUACAAGUUUGCAACAAGACCAAGAACAAGUAUCACAAACGCAAGAACGAGUUCAUCGAUCCCACGUUAGACGCAGAGAAAGUUGCAAGCGCCCAGAGGGAACUCACGGUACUAAUGAAACCGCUGAAAUGCGAUCUGUGCAAUGCAGUUAUGAACUCUACGUUACAAGCUAAGUUACAUUACGAUGGAAAGCCGCAUCAGAAGAAGGUGUCUAUGUUUUUGAAUCAGAGUGUAAAGAAACAAAAGACCGAAGACGGCCAAAUCAGUAGUACGACCACCGACUGGCAAAACUAUUGUGAUAUUUGUAAGACGUGGUUCACGUCGCAAACGGAUGCGACGCAACACUACGCUGGUAAAAAACAUAUUAAAGCAGCGAACGGCGGACGUCGUGCGAGGCCGUCGAAGAAGUCGCAAAAUCAAAAUCAGUACAGUCAAAUAGAUCCCAGCGGCCGAUUCGGAAUGGCUUUUCAGACGGAAGUGCAAUCCACACCGGCACAACCGGUAGUACCUGACGAUACCAAUGCGGUACCUGUGCCAGCAACGGCCUCCAUCUACACACCGCCUCCUUAUCCAACGCCGUUGCGUUGCGAUCUCUGCGGUGUUUCGGCAAAUCGGCAGGAUCAAUUAGAAACGCACAAACGUGGUGCUAGACACUUGAGAAUGCUCAGAUUGAACGGAUUGCCCGUUCCCGAGCCUGCUACCGAGAGCGAGAUGACACCUGCUACUCCCGGACCUAUAGAUUAUUCCAUUUACCGAACACCAUCAGGUCAGUAUUAUUGUGCACCGUGCAAUCUGUCGUUAAACUCCGAGAGUACGUUUGCUCAGCACGUGGAGAGCAAAAAACAUAAAAAUCAGUCGAACCCAAAGUCUCCGUCUAAUGCCGUAGUGGUGUCGAAGAAAGCUAGAUUCAAGAAGAAAUAAGACCACGGGGGCAUCGUACACGUGCACGGUCGGUGCACGCUACUUCCUUGUCUGUCCAUUGUUUUCACUGAAACUUUUCUAUCAUUUUUCGAUUAUGCAGAUGUAUCGCGGUUGUAUCGCAAGCAACGUGCAGCGAUCUGUGCCUAAUAAUAAGAAAUAAAACUCUUGUUCGAUA
Bombus terrestris (buff-tailed bumblebee) is the source of this 1996-nucleotide messenger RNA. RefSeq names its product zinc finger protein 346. Bases 622 to 1821 code for a protein of 399 amino acids. The transcript is spliced from 8 exons. Lineage: Eukaryota; Metazoa; Arthropoda; Insecta; Hymenoptera; Apidae. Gene Ontology annotation, molecular function: nucleic acid binding; zinc ion binding. The record is from RefSeq and is a predicted model, not a curated record.